UGAUUGUUUUAUAUUUGUAGGAGUUAUUGAUUUUAAACCACGUAACAUCUGCUGAAUCGCCGAUGUUUUAUAAGAAAUGUUUACUGGUCUACGGAGAAUGUGCCUACAGACUUUUAAGCUGAAGGAAAAGAUUGUCACCACAGAAGGAAGUAGAGAGUGAGAUAUUGUUUUUAAUGAAGUUCUCCUAUAGCUGACAUGGGGACCAAGGUGCAAGCCCUGCAGCUGUGGUGUAAGAAGCAGACGGACGGGUACCGCGAUGUGGAGGUCGUCAACAUGACGUCCUCCUGGAAGAGCGGCCUGGCUUUCUGUGCCAUCAUCCAUCGAUACCGCCCGGACCUCAUAGAUUACGAUGCUCUUGCCAAAGAAAAUGUCCUUGAAAAUAACAGCUUGGCCUUUGAAGUGGCGGAUAGAGAGCUGGGUAUUCCAGCUUUACUGGAUGCUCCGGAUAUGGUGGCCAUUAAAGUUCCAGACAAACUGAGCGUGGUGACCUAUGUAUCACAGUAUUACAAUUACUUUCACAACAAACCACAAUUGGGAGGACCAGGAGUGAAGAAGUCAGUAAAGAGACAUCAGGAGAUAGACAAGUCAGGUCCGGAGGCUAAACGACAGACACUGGCCUCCGUCAAUGACUCCCCGGCCAAAGAGAAACAAGUGUCUAUGGGAGACAAAUGUGGAAUAUGUAAGAACAAAGUGUUUCUGCUGGAAAGACAUAUUGAACAUGGAAAGCUUUAUCAUAGAUCUUGUUUCCGUAAGAGUGAACUCUCUCCUACGGCAAAAAUUCUCAAAAAACCUGACUCUGAGGAAUCUGAAAAAAGCAAGUCACACGAUUCUGAAAAGCCCGACUUCUGGAGAAGACGAGCUGAUGCCAAGAAAACGGAGGAAAGCAAGAAAGAGGAGCCGAAAAAAGAACACAAAGAAAAACAUGAUACGAGAACAAAUAAAGCUAAAUCCUUAAAUUUCUUGUCGCACAACGGUGAUGAACACAAGGCAAGUCAUAGUGGAGUUAAACACAGACACGAAGAAAAAAUGGAUACUUCUGACUUAAAUGGUGAUCACAAAGUAAAAUCAAGAGUGGAAGCAGACUCCAAUAGACCUGUACCUAAAGUUCGAAAUGUGAUAUCCUCAACAGAAAAAAUGGAUACAUCGGAUAAAAAUCAGAAUGAAGUAGAAAAACGUACCUCUGUUCCCAAAUUUGAGUUCAGGUCCAAAAUUGUUUCUGCUGCCCCAAAAGCAUGUGUUGUAUCUAAAAUUGACACAGACAAUUCUAAGCCACAGCCUGCAGUCAGAAACUUUGCUCCAUCUAAACCUUCAUCUCACUCAGAGUCUCCUAGAACUUCUAAGUCUCAUCAUGAAUCAGGGUCACCCCCGCCCUUACCUAAAAACCACCCACCUCACUUGCCUGUGACCUCCAAAAAAGAAUCUCCUGUGUCGGAGAAGAAAUCUCUGUCCCCGCCUUCUGUGAAAUCUCCAUUAUCUAGUGCUGAAGUCUCCCCUAAACAAGACAGACUGUCUGAACUGUUGGAAAAAGACAGUCGGAGUAGUCAGGGUAAAUGGGAAGGGUUAUCCUCUAAAAAUAAGGAAUCCGAACCCUUCUCUAGUAGUAAAACAAAGCAGGAAUCUCAUGAAGUUAGAAAACCUAAAGAUAUUAAUAUAAGUGGUGUAAGGACAAGUAGCAGCUCUGAGCCAGUGGCUGUGUUAAAGAGCCCAGUGAGUCCUGAACCACAUGAUCCUAAGGUCCUAGGUGGUUUAUUGAAAAAUCUGGCAGACCUUCGUCGUAGGAAGGAAUCCAGUGACGAUGUGAAUAAAACUGUGACAUCUCCAAAGGAUAAGGAAAGUAAAAAUGACUGGAGAAGUGAGAAAGCUAGCAGUGAUACACGAAAGGAAGUUAAGAGCCAUGUGUUCAGAGAGACGAAUGGAAAGACAGAGACCAGGGGUGAUAAGGCCAAAUCAGUGGACAUUCUGUCAGAGAAAAAGCCAUUUUUCAGCAAUAAAAAAGAAUCUGAUAAGCCUGAAGUCACUACAUCUGUGAAGCAGGACUUAACCAUCAGUGAUGAAGAACCGGCGUGGAAGAAAGCUCUGGAAGAACGGAAGAAAAAGAAAGAAAGACCAAAAACUGCAGAUUUGUUAUUGGACAAAAAAGAGGAAAAGAGUUCAAGAAGUGUAGUUUCUAUGGAUGUGACGCAAAUUAAAGAUGAAAGACCAGCAUGGCAGAUAGAAGCCGAGAAGAGAAAGGCAGCUCGGCAGGGGGGAUAUGUGGACCCAGAAAAAGCCAAGGCAAAAGAUAGCACCACAGAAACAUCAGUCAAAACAGAGGUUGAGGAAGUCACAAAACGUCUCAUAACUCCAGGGUUACUGCCCAAGGAUGAACCAAAAAUAUCUGAGCCAGAGAAAAAGAAAAUUUCUGUCGGGAAAAGGUUUGAUUUCAAAUUGCAUGACCAAGAAAAGGAGAAGAAAGUCACAGAGAAACCCCCUCGACCACCCCCAAUGAGCCCCACAUCACUACAUAAGUCUCAUCAUGGACUGUCUCCCGCUGUCUCCCAUAAACUGGCUUCUACCAAGAAAACUGCAGCCCCAUCACCCCCCAGGCCAACCAUGCCCAGAACAGAGAUCAAAACCUUUGGCGAUAUGAAGAGAUUGUCACCCCAAGAAAUACAACAUCAGCUGGCUGAAAUUGAUAGUCGCCUGACAGACUUGGAGGUCCGAGGCCGAAAUCUGGAGCAGUCCAUCAGAAAGGAACACAGCGAGGAAGACGAUGAAGGGCUGAUGAUAGAAUGGUUCAAACUUGUCAACGACAAAAACGAACUCGUCCGAAGAGUUUGUGACACACAGUGGAAGUUAAAAUGUCUGAUGUUAUGUGAUUGUAGAUCUAGAGCUCAGGAACUUGAGGAUCAACAGCAUAGAAUUGACAGGGAGCUGCGAGAACUCCUCACCAAAACAGAGGACACUAAAACUGAGGAGGACAAAGAACAGGAGGAGCUGCUCCUCCAACAGCUGCUGGAUGUGGUCAACCAGAGGAGUCUGAUAGUGGACUGUCAGGAUGAGGACCGCAUCAGAUAUGAGGAGGAAGAUCGUGAUAUUGCUGAAAUUUUAUCCAAAAAAGAGUUCUGUAAGAAAACAGCAGAGGAAAAUCCAGUUGAGGAGGUCAGAGAAUUGACUAAAGAAGAAAAGAAAGCAGAAAAGAAAAGGAAGAAAAAACUCAAAAAGGAAAAGAAACAUAAGAAAGAUAAAGAUGUGGAAUAAUUCAUCGACCAUAUAGACAGUUAUAUAGGAUCAGCCCAUAUGUAGUAGCUAAUGGACAUUGUCUUGUAUGUUGAUUUAUUCUAUGGCUCAACUCAGUAAUAGAAUUAAUAAUCAAGAAUAACUUAUUAAAAUAUGGUCAGAGGAUUUGUAGGGCGAUAAGUGUCAGGUGAUGAAAGUCAUCUUGUUUUUGGGGAGAUGGCAUUGAGAAAAGUUUUAAUAUCGUAUGUUUUAAGAAUGCAAUAUUUUAUCAAGGAUUUAUAUAUAGAAAUGUCUGCCAAUCAUCUUUCAGUCGUAUAAUGAUUUGAUGCAGUCUUAGACUGUGAUCAAACUUAAAAUAGCAUUCCAUAUUCCUGUUGUAUCUUUGUGGACAUUGAUACUAGUAUUUUACAUACAAGAUUUAUUGUUUUAAAAUGAUACAAAGAUUUCUCAAUCCAAACACAAUUAUAUGUUUAAAUAUUUACACACUGCAAGCCAACUUUUACUUCGGAACCCUGCGUCUGCAUUAAAAUCUUUUCCUUGUUUUAAUUUUGAUUAUGUAGCUUAGCUUCCUCAAUACUUAAACAAGUAUCUACUACAUUGCUGACAAAAUAUUUACAGCUGUUAGAGCCCGUACAAAUGAUAAAUGUUGAUGACAUGCUUUAAAAAUUCCUUUACAACACUUAGUAGACAUGUACAUUCCACAUGAUGUGGGGUCAUUUUAUUUCCUAUAAAUUGCUAGCAAAUGUUAUUUUUGUGAAAUAAUAUACAUGCAUGUUGAAAAAAUUAUUCAAAUUAAGUAUUUAUUUCAAAAUGUUGAUCAUUUUCUGAAGCCGUUUUACUGUUAAACAUGUUAAAAAAAGUCUGUGAUUAAGAUGAAAAAUAUUUUAAUUUACAUGUUGCAUAUAUUUAUAUUCUAACAUUCCAUUUCUGUAUUGACCAAAAUAUGAUUGCUGUCACAGUAUUUUUUCAUUGAAGAUAUUUAAGGUGAAAAUAUGUGUUUGAAUGUGACAAGUGCAUUUGAUUAAAGUACAUGUACAUGUACUGUUUUUGAAUCUAUAAGCAUUAAAUUCAUGGCAAUUUUCCAGUCAUCCAUAAUUGUGACCUUAUUAAACAGUAACUUUGGUUUGAUGUAUGCUAGUAUGAUAAAGUAGGUGCUACAUUGUUAAGUUUUAAACUAGUCAGUAUAUUAAUUUCUAUAUGGAAAAUAUCAGCACAUUGUUCAUUGAGAUAAGAAACUGCUGGUCAGUUUCAGUUCAUAUUUCUUGUACAUGACAAAUAUUUGAAAUUUUGAAACUUGCAGAUAUUUAUGUAAUACUAAUGUUAAAGUCCUGUCUAGUUGUACUGUGCAGUGAAGUAGGUGUAAUUUCAAAGAUUUUCUCUCAUUUAUUUUAAACAUGCAGAUACAUGUAGAUAUUUUAACAGUGAUAUUGUCUUCCUUUGAGUAUACUUCAACUGUGACUUCGUUGUAUGUUUGUAACAGUACAAUAACUGAGGUUUGACUGUUUUUAUCCACUAGCCAGUGAAGGUUGAAUUUUAUUUGUUGCUAUGCAUAGCUUUGUAUUUUAUCAUGAGCUUUAAGUUUCAAUUAAAAAAAGAGACUGUU
Molecule: messenger RNA, 4822 nt
Organism: Saccostrea cuccullata (small rock oyster)
Lineage: Eukaryota; Metazoa; Mollusca; Bivalvia; Ostreida; Ostreidae
Product: MICAL-like protein 2
Exons: 12
Coding region: 196-3240 (1014 amino acids)
Molecular function (GO): protein binding
Source: RefSeq, a predicted model, not a curated record